AGAAAGGAGGAGAGAGAGAGUCAGACAUCACUCUGGUUCAUGUGCUGCUGGGGACUGAACUCAGGACCUCAUGCUUAAAAGUCCAGUGCUUUUUCCGCUGCGCCACCUCCUGGACCAUCUCAUGGAAGUUUUAUGAGCCAGCUAGGGAAGCCCGUUUCCCAGCCCUGGGACGGAAGCUGUGCAAAAUGAGAAUUCAGAAGUCAGCAAAGCCAGGCUCAACCCAGGCCCAGCCUCCAGGUCCUCCAGGCACUCACACCCUCUGUGCUCUGGGCCCCCAGUGGCCCCCUUCACACUCCGUUUCCCACGAACACUUUGGAAGAAAGUGUGUACAUGGGCUCCAGGCUUGUUAGAGCUCCCUGGGAUCCACACCUCCUUCCCUGCCUUUUAGGCAUCAGCAGCUUCCCAGGCUCCUCCCUCUGUUCUCAGGGGUGUACCCCUCUGGCUGCAAACCCCCCUGCCCAGAACGCUGAGUGACCGGCUCCACUCAGCAGGGUCAUCAGGAACUUGCCGGAGACCACCUUUGCUAGCCCUCCGGGAGUGAGCCUGUGAGCUCGGCAUUUUGUAGGCAAUGCUUGCGUCGUCUUCCUUAACAGGAGUUCUGGCCAGCCAUCCAAAGCUGGACAAGAAUCCGCGGGAGAGGAACCUCCCUCCACAAAUAAGCAGUUCAGCAGUCAGUGUCCAGCACCCCGGCUGAGAGCGGAGCUUCGAGCGCUAUCUCUGGUGCCCCCUGCUGGAGAAAGCUGGGUGCAGGGAGACAGAACUCUUCCUCUCUUGGGUAAGCGGACUGCAGCUGUACGCCUGGAUUGUGGCAUCUGAAGCUUGAGAUGAAGUCACAUCAAAGGAAACCUGGAGGGUCUGGGAGGAGUCAUCAGAUAUGAAGUCCAGUGGACCUUGAAGACCACCUUGUAAAGGGCUGCCUCUGCUCUGCUCCCCGAGGAAGCCUAUGGAAGGGCCUUGCUCAGGACCAGGCAGAGGUCUGGAACUCAGGCCCUCCGCACCAGCACAGUCUCCAUCCGACGCCCCUCAGAACCCUCCUUGGCUUCCCUUGGGUCUGGGAGACCGCACAGAGCGAAGGGAGCGGAGGAGCUGGUCGCUGGUCGUGCUGUUGCCUCAGCUGUGCAUCCCGCCCUGGCACCUCAUGUCAUUGCAGUGAGAAGUCAGGUGUGAACAACGGAGUAUGAUGGAGAUGUCACAGGACCUCCCAGGCCCUCCACUGACGCUGCCUGCUCUCAGCUGUCGCCAGGGGCCAGUUAGGAUGAGUGUUUGUCUCUGGGUGCUUGCGUCUGUGCGUGUGUGCAUGCGUGUGUGAAUGUGCACUUAAAAGACAGGGAGCUGGGAGACAGCCUGGCUCUGGGGGCCAGACUCGCCUGCUUCCCCUCCUGGGUCUGCUGGCCUAAUUCCCAGCUGCAGCUGCCAUUACACACACACACACACACACACACACACACACACACACACACACACCGCCACCCCCCAGGCAAUCUCUGCAGAUUUGGCUGCGGGAGAGGAGGGGCCUGAUGGAAGGGGGAAAGGAGCAGCAGAGAGAGGACUCAGCUCUAAUCUGAUGUAGAUGAGCCUGCUCCCGAUCCACUGCCCUCUGCCACAUCAGCUCUCUGGGUGGUUUUUCCCUGUGUCCUGCACUCUCCCCUUCUGCCUUUAUCUCCUUAAGAAAGUGCCCAGAAAGUUAAACCCACAAACACAAACCAAAAAAAACCAGAAGCAGGCAGCCGAGUAAGAGAGCACGCGCAAGAGAGAGGAGAGAGGGCUCAGAUCAGACCUGGAGGAAGAGCCGCACAGGCAGAGGGCAGAGGGAGCCGGGCUGGCGGUGACCUAGACUGCGCUCUCUCAGCCCCCAAGGAGCCUCCUUCAUGGACCCGGGGAUCUCGAGAGGGGCUGCCUCAGCUUAGGAUGGGCAACUGUGUCAAGUCUCCACUGAGAAAUCUCUCCAGGAAGAUGUGCCAGGACGAGAAGAGCAGCUACACGGCGGUGCAGACGGCCGAGGGGGGGCUGGCGGUCAGCGGGGAGCUGCCCGGGCCCCUUCUGGCACUGGCCCAGAACUGCGCCGUCAUGCACAACCUCCUGGGCCCGGCCUGCAUCUUCCUGCGCAAGGGCUUCGCUGAGAGCCGCCAGCCUGACAGAUCACUGCGGCCAGAGGAGAUUGAAGAGCUCCGAGAGGCCUUCCGAGAAUUCGACAAGGACAAGGAUGGCUACAUCAAUUGCCGGGACCUGGGGAACUGCAUGCGCACCAUGGGCUACAUGCCCACAGAGAUGGAGCUCAUCGAGUUGUCCCAGCAGAUCAACAUGAACCUGGGUGGCCAUGUGGAUUUUGAUGACUUCGUAGAGUUAAUGGGACCUAAACUCCUGGAAGAGACAGCAGAUAUGAUUGGAGUGAAGGAACUCCGAGAUGCUUUCCGAGAGUUUGACACCAAUGGUGAUGGGGAGAUAAGUACCAGUGAGCUUCGAGAGGCCAUGAGGAAACUCCUGGGCCAUCAGGUGGGACACCGAGACAUAGAGGAAAUCAUCCGAGACGUGGACCUCAAUGGGGACGGGAGAGUGGACUUUGAAGAGUUUGUACGGAUGAUGUCCCGCUGAGGCCACGAGGGCCCCUCCAGGACCGCCAAGCUCCCUCGGGUGGGCAGCAGAGGAGCUGGAGCUCGCCUCACCUGUCAGAGCCGCCGAGAGCCAGGAUGUAUUGGCGGAGGGGGCCUGCCUGCACCCAGGGAGGUGCUCACCCUGGACCCCCACCCCUCCGCACUGUGAAAGACUCAACUCCUGCAACUGGAAAGGGGGGUGCCCACAGACAAGGAGGCCACUGUGCCAAGCUGGCCAGAAGUCAUGCCAGGCACCAAGUGCCAUGGACCCAGCCGCCACUGGUUGGGUGGGCCAGGGAGCCCGCCAGCAGACCCCACACAGCAUGUCCGCCUGGGGCCAAGCCUCCCGCUGCCCUCCUCAGCUCUGUGCCCGUCCCAGCUUGCCUCAAACCUGUUAUCUCAGAACCAAUAAAAAGAUUUCCAAGGGAGA
Messenger RNA from Erinaceus europaeus (western European hedgehog), 3021 nucleotides. RefSeq names its product calcium binding protein 1 (gene CABP1). The record is from RefSeq and is a predicted model, not a curated record. Lineage: Eukaryota; Metazoa; Chordata; Mammalia; Eulipotyphla; Erinaceidae. Gene Ontology annotation, molecular function: calcium ion binding. The transcript has 7 exons. Bases 1909 to 2592 code for a protein of 227 amino acids.